CUUUUAUCCGCAAUAUUUUGUGCCUUUUAUGUGACCAGAUUUUUUUAUUUCGAUCAGCUGUUUGCGGGCCGCCUUUUUAAAUUCAGAACAUGCGGCGCAGUUUGGCGCCCAGUCAACGAGAACCCCAGUGUAUUGAAUCGCGGCACUCCUUUACGCCACCGCUGCUAAAAAAGAACAAGCGGGUCUGUCAGCAGGAGUUGGAGCGAGAGCAGGAACUGGAUAGGAAGCGGCGGAUUACCCUUCGCAAUGACGGCGACACAGUUGAUCUUCCACUGCCCAUUCGCUUUACAUCGAAUAGCGAGUAUGAACGGUCCAUUGCUAAGGUGCUGGCGCGGAAGUUCAAAGUGCCCAUUGACAAUUAUAUACCCGAUUACGGGGGGAAAAGAGUCCUAGGCGUUCGACGGUGCAGUUCCCGGCGACCACUGCACGAUCCAAUGGCCUGUAACGCCCUGGUUCUGUACUAUCCGCCCGCUUACACGGAGCACGAGCGCAUGUCUAUGGAUCCCAACAAGGUUCUGGUGCAUGUAGUUGUGGAUCCGCUUCUAAGCAACAUACUGCGGCCGCACCAGCGAGAAGGGGUGCGCUUUAUGUACGAGUGUGUGGAGGGAAAACGAGGUGACUUCAACGGCUGCAUUAUGGCAGACGAAAUGGGUCUAGGAAAGACGUUGCAGUGCGUCACCCUCGUUUGGACACUUCUAAGGCAGGGUGCUGACUGCAAGCCCACAAUCAACAAAGCCAUCAUUGUGUCGCCUUCGUCUUUGGUAAAGAACUGGGAAAAAGAAUUUACUAAGUGGCUGCAAGGACGUCUCCUCUGCUUACCUAUGGAGGGUGGUAACAAGGAAAACACCAUAAAAGCUCUCGAGCAAUUCUCUAUGACCUCUUCGAGGUUGGGCACGCCCGUUCUUCUCAUCAGCUACGAAACAUUUCGAAUUUAUGCGGAUAUUUUGUGCAAAUACGAGUUGGGAAUGGUGAUAUGUGAUGAAGGCCAUCGUCUAAAGAACAGCGACAAUCUUACAUACCAGGCUUUGAUGGGCCUGAAGACAAAACGACGGGUCUUGCUCUCAGGCACGCCUAUCCAAAACGACCUUACAGAGUACUACAGUCUAGUUAACUUUGUAAACCCGGAGAUGCUUGGCACGGCUGCCGUCUUUAAGCGCAACUUCGAGAACAGUAUUCUGCGUGGCCAGAACGCGGACUCAACGGAAGAAGAGAGGAAACGUGCUAUCGAGAAGACGCAGGAACUGAUUGGACUGGUUGAUCAGUGCAUUAUCCGUCGCACUAAUCAGAUUCUUACCAAAUACCUGCCGGUUAAAUUUGAAAUGGUCAUCUGCGCAAAGCUCACUUCGAUUCAGCUCGAACUCUACACAAAUUUCUUAAAAUCAGAUAAAGUACGCCGUAGCUUAGCAGAUUGCAAUGAUAAGGCCUCGCUAACAGCACUAGCUGACAUAACAACUCUAAAGAAGAUUUGUAGUCAUCCGGAUCUUAUACAUGAUAAAAUCGCUGCCCGCGAGAAGGGAUUCGAGAACUCGCAGAACGUGCUGCCUAACAAUCACAACCUUAAGGAUCUCAAUCCAGAGCUGAGCGGCAAGUUCAUGCUUCUAGAUUUCAUGUUAGCCGCCAUACGUGCAGAUGGUAAUGACAAAGUGGUUUUGAUAUCCAAUUACACGCAGACCCUUGACUUAUUUGAACAGCUCGCGAGGAAGCGGAAGUACGGAUUUGUCCGACUUGAUGGUACCAUGUCUAUAAAAAAGCGGUCAAAGGUUGUAGACCGAUUCAAUGACCCGGAGUCGGAUAGUUUCCUUUUCAUGCUGAGCAGCAAGGCUGGCGGGUGUGGCUUAAAUUUGAUCGGAGCGAAUCGCCUGUUUAUGUUUGAUCCGGACUGGAAUCCAGCCAACGAUGAGCAGGCAAUGGCAAGAGUGUGGCGUGACGGCCAAAAGAAGCCCUGUUUUAUUUAUCGUCUUGUUGCGAGUGGGUCCAUUGAGGAAAAGAUCCUGCAGCGACAGACUCACAAAAAGUCCCUAUCGAGCACCAUCAUCGACAAUAACGAGUCGGCAGAAAAGCAUUUCACACGCGACGAUCUAAAGGACUUGUUUACAUUUGAUCCAAACAUUCUUUCCGACACGCAUGAAAAACUGAAAUGUAAGCGGUGCGUUCAAAAUAUCCAAACGAAACCACCACCGGAUGACACGGACUGCACCUCGCAUUUGUCGCAAUGGUACCAUUGUUCCAACAACCGGGGCUUACCUGACAGAAUUCUUGCCCAGGCCUGGACGGAUAGCAAAUGUAUUUCCUUUGUCUUCCACCACCGGUCCCAGGCUCAAGAAGUAGUGACAAAUGCUAAGGAAGAACCGUCGGUGCAAAAACCCGUUAGUCGCAAGCGCCCAUCAACGCCCCUUAGUGAUGAUAGUGCCGAUGAGGAUUUCAUUGGAUUCUAGCAAUUGUAUGCUUAUUGUUUAUUCAUUUUCCACGUUUCGUUUACUUAAGUCUAAUCUUAAGCUAGUUUUUCUCGUUUUUUUCGCAAUCUUAACAAGUAAAUAGCAUAACAUUUCAAAAAUGGAACCAACACUAAAAGAAAACGUGCUAGGGUUGAAAGUUUCUUAAGCACAUUUAGAAAACUAUAAAUCAGUCCACAGUACAGGCUAUUUUGUUUGUUAAAUACUGAAUAAUUUAUAUAAUAAAGUCGUCAGGAAUCGCGCCGAAUUGUAGAAUAGCAGAGUUCAGUAAAUUAAACUUCGGACCAAUAAAAGUUAAAUAAAAUU
Molecule: messenger RNA, 2759 nt
Organism: Drosophila eugracilis
Lineage: Eukaryota; Metazoa; Arthropoda; Insecta; Diptera; Drosophilidae
Gene: okr
Product: DNA repair and recombination protein RAD54-like
Exons: 6
Coding region: 90-2435 (781 amino acids)
Biological process (GO): reciprocal meiotic recombination; double-strand break repair via synthesis-dependent strand annealing
Cellular component (GO): nucleus
Molecular function (GO): DNA translocase activity; ATP binding; ATP-dependent chromatin remodeler activity
Source: RefSeq, a predicted model, not a curated record